This is a messenger RNA of Anneissia japonica, 473 nucleotides long. RefSeq names its product small integral membrane protein 19-like. Lineage: Eukaryota; Metazoa; Echinodermata; Crinoidea; Comatulida; Comatulidae. The record is from RefSeq and is a predicted model, not a curated record. The coding region runs from base 164 to 466 and encodes 100 amino acids. The transcript has 4 exons.
CUUGCGGUUAUGAAAAUAAGCAAAGUAAACAUGCAUAAACAACACGAAAAAUGGAUGUCUUCUCUUCAUGAAUAAUUAAAGUACGAACGAACAUAAAAUUGAUGUACUUUGUGCAGAUAUAGAGUGUAGAUAUUCAAUUUAGCGAGAUCUCAACUCAGUAAUUAUGGCAAGUGAGAACCAUGGCUUACCACCUGAGGACCACAUUGAUCAUUGGAAUGGGGCUACAAAUAUCUAUAUGAUUGUCAUUGUGGUCUCUAUCUGGCUUGUUGUUUAUCUCAAAAAGAAUAGACGAUGGAUGGCAGGAUUUCUGAAAAUGCAGAGAAACCAGGAGAAUGAAGAUGCAAGAAAGGAUCGACACAGUAAUGAUCUGAAACAAGUUAGGCUUAGACAACAGUUAGAAUCUUAUUAUAACACAAGGAAGUGGGAACAGAGCCAAAGCCAAGACCACAGAGUAAAUAUGGAAUGAUGAAAUG